GAAGCAUGAUGGGUUGUCUGCACUUCAGAAAGGCUUAGUGCCUGCUCUGUGGUUCCAGUUGGUUGUUAAUGGGGUUAGGAAUAUACCAACAUGCAGAUAACUACGGCCUUCUUCGAGACGACAAAAAUAACACAAAAUUCGUGAAUAGCUUGUUUUUCGGAUUUGUCGCCGGAAUGACUGGAGGGGCGGUGGGCAGCCCCCUCCAGCUAGUGAAGACACAGUUGAUGUCGUAUUCAUCGAAAAAAAUUGCAGUUGGAACCCAGCAUGGUCACCCUGGCACUGUGUACGCUUUCACAAGAUUGUAUAAAGAAAAUGGCUUCUUUGGAUUGUGGAGAGGCGCUCACGGUAUGAUGAUAAGGAACUCUACCGGGUCUGCGUCGCAAAUCGCUGCAUACGCUAUGUGCAAAGAAUGGAUGGAUAACAACAACUUAUUCCAGCAGUCAAAGUACCUGUCAGCUUUCGUCGCGAGCAACAUCGGUGCGGUGGUGAAAACAAUCACACUCACACCCAUGGACGUCAUUAUGACGCGUCUUUACAAUCAAUCCGUAGACGCACACGGAAAAGGCCUUAUGUACAGCGGAAUCGUGGACUGCGCCCGCAAGAUCACCCAAACCGAGGGACUUAUGGCCCUGUACAAGGGCAUAGGCCCUUCCUACUUACGUCAGGCCCCGCAUACCGUACUGCUUUUACUGUUUUGGGACAUGUUAAAAGAUCUACAGAAAAGUAUGGACUUAAAAUGAAUAUCGAGGGACAUUGCUGUGCUUUUUUUAACGUCGAACAGUCCCUUUAAUCUAUCCAAUAUACAGUAACCCUAUGCAAAAAAAAAAAAUGUAAGACAGUCCUAAAUCUAUGCACAUAAAUAUAUAUAGCUCAUGGAAAGCGUUCGGUGGCGAUAACGCGAGUUCCAAGAUUUUUGUUCACCCAUGAUUUCUCAACUCGCUUAAAGAAGUUUUCACCCCAAAAAUAUUAAAAACAAAACAAAUUUAUUACACUGAUCACAAAAAUAUAAAAUAUUUUUUUUACAUUUUGAAACAGGUGAUUGAAUUCAGUACCUAUUCUAGUAUUUUUUUCUGGUCCAUGAAACGGCUGAAAAGGAUUGUAUUGAUAGCGCCGCCGCACCGCGCCGCUCACAUUCUUUGUAGGAUGCUUCUUAUAAAAAGAUUUAUUUCAUUGUUUCCCUACAAUUUAACAUUGGACAGAUUUGAUGGGUCACUGUUGUGCGACGAA
Pararge aegeria (speckled wood butterfly) is the source of this 1227-nucleotide messenger RNA. Its product is annotated as solute carrier family 25 member 35-like. NCBI's taxonomy places the organism in Eukaryota, Metazoa, Arthropoda, Insecta, Lepidoptera, Nymphalidae. The transcript has 4 exons. The coding region runs from base 69 to 740 and encodes 223 amino acids. The record is from RefSeq and is a predicted model, not a curated record.